This is a messenger RNA of Ceratotherium simum simum (southern white rhinoceros), 3945 nucleotides long. NCBI's taxonomy places the organism in Eukaryota, Metazoa, Chordata, Mammalia, Perissodactyla, Rhinocerotidae. The record is from RefSeq and is a predicted model, not a curated record.
CGGGGUGUUUCCUCGCCUGGCUCUGCGGGAAGCCAGGUCAGGGCAUCCCUCCCAUUGCGGCCCCCAGAGCUCCAUUCCUGGGGGUGCUGGUGGGAAAGGCCGCCUUGGAGGGUGGGUGCGUUGAUCUGGUGCAGCUGCACCCGCCCUAGGCCGCCUCGUUGGGAAUUUGGAAAAGACCCACGUCAGUUCUGAGGCUGAGGGUCCUCUGGGCUCCCGAAGGAAGCCUAUGUGAACGCUGGGCGUUUUUUGAAGAAUCAUUGUGUUGAGUGGGCGAUGUGGUCUGUCUAUGAAAGGCUAGGAAAGAACAAAAUCAGUUACCACCCACUUCUCGAAAGAGACACCGUCUGGAGCUGAAAGCCUCAGGAGCGGGCGCUCUCACGCCCCCAUCUCUGGUCCUACCAGCGUCCGAGGCGGAUCUGUUUUAAAUAUAUUUCUGCAAGUUCUGGAGUUCUGGCUGUCUGACCGAUGCUUCUGGAUCCCUCCUCUCCUGCCUUUUGCUCCUCUAGAAGAAUAUAGAGGCAUGCACUCAAACCCACUCAACCGGCUGCCUCCCAAGGAGGCAGUACUUAAUUUAAGAGGGGAGUCAGUUUCUCAGAGUCGUUCAAGUCACACCAGCCUGUAGGAGCCCCCAGGUUCUGGUGCUACAGGGACACACCAAAGUCCUGAGGGCGGGAGACGGUGAUCAGAGGAGGACCACCCAACUGUGAAGUCUCUCAGCAGAGGUUCUGACAGUUUCCUCACCAGAAGUGAACAAGCCCAGUCGCGCAGGUGUCGUCAUGCUGCAGCAGCUCCUGAUCACCCUGCCCACGGAGGCCAGCACCUGGGUGAAGUUGCACCAUCCAAAGAAGGCCAAGGAGGGGGCGCCCCUGUGGGAGGACGUGACUAAGAUGUUUGAAGGAGAAGCUGUGCUGUCUCAGGAUGCUGAUGAGACCCAGCAACAAAGUUUAAAGGAUGAAGUGACCUCUGGGCCCCCAACAGCAGAAUCCCAGGAAUUGUUGACCUUCAAGGACAUAUCUGUGGACUUCACCCAGGAGGAGUGGGGGCAACUGGCCCCUGCUCACCGGAGUCUGUACCGGGAGGUGAUGCUGGAGAACUAUGGGAACCUGGUCUCAGUGGGAUAUCAACUCUCCAAACCUAGUGUGAUUUCCCAGUUGGAGAAAGGAGAAGAGCCAUGGAUAACAGAGAAAGAAGGCCCAGGAGAUCCCAGUUCAGACUUGAAGAGUAAAACAGAAACCAAUAUGUCAACUGCAAAGAAUGACAUUUUACAGGAACAGUUAUAUCAUGGCAUUAUGAUGGAAAGGUUCAUGAGGGAUGAUGUAAUUUAUUCCACAUUGAGAAAAGUCUCCAAAUAUGAUGACGAGUUAGAAAGGCACCAGGAAACCCAUGGAAGAGAUGUGAUACAAGCCAUCUCGAUCCACAAGAAGAGAGGCCAAGAAACUAACAAAUUUGGGGAAAACAUUGUGAGUUCAAAUGUUAUAAAACAGAGGCACCGUAAAUGUGACACACUUAGAAAGAGGAACAAAUACAAAUUAGAUUUGAUUAAUCAUCCACCAAGUUACAUAAGAACAAAGACCUAUGAAUGUACUAUAUGUGAAAAAAUCUUCAAACAACCCAUUCACCUCACUGAACACAUGAGAAUUCAUACUGGUGAGAAACCUUUCAGAUGUAAGGAAUGUGGAAGGGCCUUUAGUCAAAGCGCAUCCCUUACUACACACCAGAGAAUCCAUACUGGUGAGAAACCCUUUGAAUGUGAAGAAUGUGGCAAAACCUUCAGACAUCGCUCAUCUCUUAAUCAGCAUCAUAGAACUCACACUGGGGAGAAACCUUAUGUAUGUGAUAAAUGUCAGAAAGCUUUCAGCCAGAACAUUAGCUUGAUCCAACAUUUGAGAACUCAUUCUGGAGAGAAACCCUUUACGUGCAAUGAAUGUGGGAAAACCUUUCGACAGAUUAGACACCUUAGUGAACAUAUAAGAAUUCAUACUGGGGAGAAACCCUAUGCAUGCACUGCAUGUUGUAAAACCUUUAGUCAUAGAGCAUAUCUAACGCAUCACCAGAGAAUCCAUACUGGGGAGAGACCCUACAAAUGUAAGGAAUGUGGGAAAGCCUUUAGGCAGAGGAUACACCUCAGCAACCAUAAAACUGUUCAUACAGGAGUGAAAGCAUAUGAAUGCAACCGCUGUGGAAAAGCCUACAGGCAUGAUUCAUCCUUUAAGAAACAUCAGAGACAUCACACUGGAGAAAAACCUUAUGAAUGUAAUGAAUGUGGAAAAGCCUUCAGCUAUAACUCAUCACUUACUCGACACCAUGAAAUACACAGGAGGAAUGCCUUCCGAAAUAAUGUGUAAAAACAGAUUAUUCAUAAAAACAAAAACCAAGUCUAAAUCAAUGAUUCUAUGCUUUUAAAUUUCAGGACUGUAAAUUUGAUGAAUUGAUAUAAUGUUGCCAACUUUUAAUUUUGCCCAUUGUGUAAAUAAACACUACAUUGAUAGCUACUAUCUACUAACACCUCCAUACAAAGUACUUGAGAAUAAAGGAUGGUCUUUCAAAUGAAAUUCAGCAAUAUGGAAAAUCCACACGUUAUUAUUAUUUUUCUGAUUUCAUGGUAGGUUAAUAAAUUAUUCUUCAUGGGUGUUCACUGAUUUACAGACCAGCAUUUGGGAACUACUGUUUAAAAUAUCACCACCCCUAUUUUUUUAAUUAAAAUUUUAUUUUUUUUAAUGGGGAAAACUUUCACGUGGUAUAAAGUUCAAAAGGCACAAACAGUUGUAUAAGUGAAAAGCCUCCUUCCUCCAUCCCUCACCACGAAUUUAUACCUAGAGGCAACCAUUUUUUAUAACUAAUUUUUUUGUGUACCCUUGCAGAGAUUUUUCUGUUUAUAUCCAAGAGAAUACAAAUAUACAGUUUUUCUUUUUAAGCAAAAAUGACAGCCUCCUAUACAAACACAUCUGCACAUUACUUUUAUUAACCGUAUAUCAUGGAGGUCAUUCCACAUCCGUAGAUAAAGUGCCUACUCAUUCUUUUUUACAGCUGCAUAGUAUUCUAUGGCUUGAAUGUACUUUAUUUAUCCAGUUCACAAUGGAUGGACUUUUGGAUUUUCAAUCUUUUGUUUAUAUAAUGUUGCAAUGAAUAGUCUUAUACAUUUUCAUUUCUCACACAUGUAGGUAUAUAUACAGGGUAAAUUCCUAGAACUGGAAUUUGUGUGCUGGAGAGUAUGUGCAUGUGUAUGAUGGAUAUUGCCAAAUUGACCUUCAUAGAGGUUGGACCAAUUUAUUUUCCCACCAGCAAGAUAGAGGACUAUCAGAGCCAUAUCUGGUGCUGAAGCAUCUCCUGGACCAACAGCUGUGUCAGCCAUCAAAGAAGUAUCAGCUUGUCUCAAUAACAGCCUAGAAGUACCGGCUGAGCCGCAUCCCCAGAAAGAGCAGCACUUGUCAUCUCUGAAGCCAGAGAGGAAUCUGCAUGUUACCAAAUAGCAGCCAAGCCCCCAAGGCCUCAGCUGGAAAAGGAGUAGACAUCUCUCCACCGACUGCUCCAGUCCCUGACUUCUGAGGCUGGAGCUGUCUGAUGAAUGAGAGUUCCCUUAAAGAGACUGAUCCACCUGCCUUAGCAAAUAUAAUCUUGGCUGCAACUCUGAUUGGAAUGGAGGAAAACUGACAAUUGAGUCAGGGUGCUUAAGAUGGCAGGGUCUACCUUGGGUGAUCAAAUGACCGCAUGUAGCAUUUUCCGGGAUGGUUAUAUUAGUGAGUUAUAGUUAACACACGGAGGGAGACAGAAAAGAGGUAGGACAUGACCUAAUUAAUAAACAUUAAUGAAUGAAUGAGAGCAUUAAUUAGUUAACAUUGCUUAUUAUGUUGUGAAAGCUGAGCACCAAGGUCAGGACCACAACGAUUUUGUAUGUGUUCAUUUUGCAGUCUGGUAAAGUUUUAUUAAAGUUUUAGUGAUUCUGUG